GCUUUCCCCGACUGCCUGUCAAGCUUCGGAGGCAGCACAUGAAACGGCCGGUGAGAGCAGGAGGGCGUGCACUUGCGGCUCGGUCGAUCGGCAGGUGGGAUCGCCAGACAGGAGCCAUGCUGCUGCUCAGGAGGUAGUUCGUGGAUUCCCGACCGCUGCCCUCGCUCGCUCGAUUGGUCCGCAAGGCUUGUCGGAGCUCGUCAGGCGGGAGGGAUCGGAAUCAUGACGGGCGCCCCGAUGGAAGCGUUCUCCAAGAGGUACCAGAGUUUCAAGAAGAAGGAGGCGCCCGCCAUUCAGAAGGACGAGAUCGAGAAGGUGUUCAACUUCUUCGAUGAGAACAAGGACGGGCUCAUCUCCAAGGACGAUCUGCGUCACUUCAUGCACAAAUUGGGCUUCCAGACGACGGAGGAUGAGAUCGAUUCCAUGGUCAGCUCGGUGGACAUCAACGGCGAUGGCUCCGUCGACUUCAUGGAAUUCGCCAACCUCUACGAGGCCCUCGUGUCCGAGGAGGUCAUGCAGGGCAAGGACCUGUACGAGGAGGAGGAUCUGAGAGAGGCCUUCAACGUGUUCGACACGGACGACGACGGCUUCAUCUCCCCCCAGGAACUGCAGGCCGUUCUGGUCAAGCUGGGCAUGACCGAGGGCACCAGCUUGGACAACUGCCAGAAGAUGAUCCAGAACGUCGACGUCGACGGCAACGGGCAAGUGGACUUCUCCGAGUUCAAGAAGCUCAUGACCGCCGACUUCGGCCGGGGCUAAAUCCUCCCUCUCUCGCCCUCUCCCGAUUUCAGUUUCAAUUUCACUGCACACCGUGUAACAUUGACUACUCAUUCAAUUCCAACCAUGACAUUUGAGAGCUGCGUCGCCUACCUCCAAAGUGUGCUUGAUUGAAUUCACCACGGUCGGGACCAGCUCGUAUUUCACGUUAUCGAUCGGCACGUUGUGCCCGUAAGCUCCGAAGUAAUCGUUGCCCCCGAUGGAAAUCACGUACAGAGCGUUCUGAAAUAUCGACGGAUCUGGCAGAGAUCCGGUUCCUGCAGUGAUAGUUUUGCCAACCACAUCGCCGGAUUAAUCACCGGAUGCAGAAAUGUGUGCAUACAGUGCGCAUUAGCAUCGUCGCAGAGCAGCUCUGGCGACCUCAGUAGCCAUCACUCAAUCAAUCAGUCAUGCGUUUAGCGACAGACAGUUUCCGCGUGUACAGUCUAGACAAUGCUCGUCGGGCGAAUGAUCGUAUGUCUAGAUGCAUUUUCAGACACUUCAGUUUUCACUUCUUGUAAACCUGUUCUGCUCGUGAUAGCAGCUCGCAAGGCUUUCACAGGCCGAAUGGAACAAAACACUCGGUAUUCUAUUUCGGA
Messenger RNA from Marchantia polymorpha subsp. ruderalis, 1355 nucleotides. NCBI's taxonomy places the organism in Eukaryota, Viridiplantae, Streptophyta, Marchantiopsida, Marchantiales, Marchantiaceae. The record is from the annotation of a GenBank genome assembly.